UCACUUUUUUGACUCUGGUGUCCUUUUUAGAUGAUGAAAGUUGUUCAAGUUUAUGCAGAAUCACAAGAAAUUAAUCUGCAGAAUGACUCUGAAGUGGCACAAGCAGGAAAGGCUGUUGCAUUAUACUUUGAGGACAAACUUCCAGGAAUCUACCCUGACAGGACCUUCCCACCAUUGCCAGACUUUGAACCAGAGGACGAUGAUGGGGAAAUAACUGAGGAUUCAGAUGAUGAUUUUGUACAGCCUCGGAGGAAACGCCUAAAGUCAGAUGAGAAGCCAGUGCAUAUAAAGUGAUUUUAGUGCUCUGGACUUCAUAAUUUCUGUAGAAUAUGUGGACUUUUAAGAAAAACUUAUUUAAGUGUUCCUGGAAUAUCUUCUCGCCUGCACCAGCCACCUUCAAGGAGAAGCUGGCAGCUUUUAGACAGUAUUAGACCAACUGAUGUUUGUACAGAAGAGAUGAACAUUCUUUUAAAGAAGACAGAUGGAGGAGACUUGUAGUCACUUUGUUUAGUGUUUUUUGUUUUUUCAUUUUCUUCUUCUUCUUUUUUUUUUUUUUUUUUUUUUUUUU
This is a messenger RNA of Nanorana parkeri, 568 nucleotides long. Its product is annotated as E3 ubiquitin-protein ligase TRIM33-like. NCBI's taxonomy places the organism in Eukaryota, Metazoa, Chordata, Amphibia, Anura, Dicroglossidae. The transcript is spliced from 2 exons. The coding region runs from base 31 to 294 and encodes 87 amino acids. The record is from RefSeq and is a predicted model, not a curated record.